AAGAACUAUUUGUUAAAAUGGCUCUCAAUUAUUUGAAAAAAAUAGAAGAUCUGAGAUUCCCGGAGUUUUCGUGCCUCUGUGAGCUGUGUGAUUGUGGUCAACACAAAUGCCAUCAGAAUUGUAAGAAGAACCAAUCAAAUCAGCAACGCUCAGUGAAUACUGACUGGCUUCUAACAAACUACCAGUCAUCCUUCACAAGACCUCUGAAUGUCCUGCCCCGCAGCAGCAAGAGGCCACUGCGCACUCCGCCACACCCCAACCCACCAGCUAUGCAGUGUGAAACCACACAGCGCUCGGAAUUUGGUCCAAAAGUCCUGAAGGAAUGGAAACAAGCUGGGAACAGGCCUAUGCAGGAACAACUUCAUUCCAAAUCUAUCCACACCAAGGCAUUAACUCUGAAAGAGCGUCCAGUGAUGGUACAGAAAUGUCCUAGCACAAGCUCACGGUCUGGUCGAUUGAGUUCCAGAAGCAACACCAACAGCAAGAGUUGGAAGUCGGAGCCUCAAGUGAGAUCUGGGGAAUGUCUGACCACAGCAGGUGUUCUUGAUUUGAAUACCACUUACCAAGUCAUGUUUCAGCCUUUACCCUUCGAGAAACAGCACACAGGAUCUAAGAAGCGACCAAAAGCCAAACCCGCUCCCAUGGACCUGCUCAGCAGUUACCGCAAAGAUUUUCCUGAACACCACCAACCAAAGAUGAACUUGAUAAUACCAGCACAGGACAACCUGCAAGUUAACCGCCAUCUACCGACGGAUUUCAACACAAUUCAGAGAAAUUCAUAUAUUGGCUGGGAUACUACUCGUUAUCCCCGCCCUGACGCUAUUAAAUAUAAAGAUGAGUUGGCUGUAGGGGAUGGACUCAUUGAAAGUGAUACAGUGACACAGGGGAGGAUUGAAAGUACAUCAGUCACUGGACGAGAUUUCACUCCAAAGAACGCCUGCAAGCCAAUGUAUUCAGCUAAACAACAAAAGAACACUCCUGGCCACCAUGAAGCCUGCAGUUCAAUGCCCUUCCCCAUGUGCAAGCUGCAAGCCUAUCUGAUUCACCAGCAUCUCAAAAAAAUGAAAAUUUCCAACAGAGCUGUGCCUAUUACAUGCACACAAUAAGAGCACAGCCAGAGCUGGUGAACCAUAGCCACAGAACAAUAAUACUUCAUCCCAUCAAGGUCUUUAUAACUCAAGCAUGGACCAAUCUGCCUCAGGUCAUCAUCACUGGAUAAUCGUCUUAAUGCAGCGUGG
Molecule: messenger RNA, 1238 nt
Organism: Mobula hypostoma (lesser devil ray)
Lineage: Eukaryota; Metazoa; Chordata; Chondrichthyes; Myliobatiformes; Myliobatidae
Exons: 8
Coding region: 18-1106 (362 amino acids)
Cellular component (GO): cytoskeleton
Molecular function (GO): microtubule binding
Source: RefSeq, a predicted model, not a curated record